Molecule: messenger RNA, 681 nt
Organism: Ciona intestinalis (vase tunicate)
Lineage: Eukaryota; Metazoa; Chordata; Ascidiacea; Phlebobranchia; Cionidae
Biological process (GO): ubiquinone biosynthetic process
Molecular function (GO): polyprenyldihydroxybenzoate methyltransferase activity
Source: RefSeq, a predicted model, not a curated record
AUGUCUCAAGUUAAGGAAUCAUGGGACAACCUUUACGGUUACUUGCUCAAUAAAGACCAGCCCGGUUCAAUUAUCGAUAAAUACGACAGAUAUGCGGUUCAUUAUGAUAAAGAUCUUGGGAACCUUGGGUAUGGAUUGCCUGCUGAGGUUGCGGGGAUUGUGGCGAAUAACGUUAAAGGGAUGAAUGACCUCAAGAUUUUGGACGUUGGUGUUGGAACAGGACUCUUGGGUGCGAACCUCAAAAAGCUUGGCGUGGAUUGUGUUAUAGAUGGUAUUGAUGGGAGCCAAGGAAUGCUGGAUGUGGCUGCUAAACUCGGUGAAGUUUACGCCACUCUUAAACGUCACAUGCUCACUAUUGAUAAUCCUUUACCUUUCCCCGAUGUAUAUUAUAAUGUUUCGAUGUCGUCCGGAUGUUUCAGCCCUCAACAUAUUGAAAGCGAGAUGGUGGAAGAUAUGAUACGGGUUGUUAAAAAGGGGGGUUUGGUCAUCGUGACGUCACGUGAUGACGUAGAGUUCGCAGCAUACAGAGACGAAAUGGAAGGAAGGCUGAAGAAGUUGGUCGAAGAUGACGUGGUCAAAAUGAUCGAAACUGCAAAGCCGGAUUUUUUCGCCUUUAAUUAUUAUAGAGAUGAUCCAAGCACUCCAAGUAGUGGCAAGUGUUGGGUAAUGAAGAAAUUAUAA